AUGUCUUCGAUCAGAAAGAAGAGGAAUUUCAAGGGCUUAGCGCUGGCAGAAUCACCGCUCUCUACGCCCUCGCCAGGACAGGCUUCAGGCUCCUCGGGUCCCUCAGCAGGCCUGGUGUCAUCUCAAGCGGUCAAAGCUAGAGGAUUGCCAGGUGUGGGACUGGGUGCUGGUGCGAGUGCGGAGAUCGACCCUUCGAGUGGCGCCAAUUAUCACAAUAAGCUGAGCGAACAGCUUGCGAACUUAGAGUUGGGAAUAGAGUACAAGCUUGACCUUAAGAAUGAGGACUUGAAACAUCUGUCAGACUUGGGCAGCGGGAAUAGUGGAACAGUCUCAAAGGUGAGUCUUGCUUAGUGUGAAAGCGCUGGUGCCUCCUUCUCCGUCUAGACGAGGGCCGCUUCUCCUCAUAAUGACAGGGGAUGGGCAAUGCAGUGAUGUCCAGGCCGGGCCCCAAGAUCUGCGGCAGUAUUCAACAGCGUCACGACCAGACUAACGCAGCGCUUCAGAUCUCGAUGCUAAGCCCGAAAUUCACGCUCUUUGCUUCAUCCAGGUCUUGCACGAAAAGUCAGCAACAACGAUGGCAAAAAAGGUGUGUAGACUGAGUCUGCGAGCUCGAGCUCUCAACGUCACGUAGCCUGACACGAUCGCUGCCCUGCCAGGUGGUGUUCAUCGAUGCGAAGCCAACGGUGCGGAAACAAAUAUUGAGAGAAUUACAGAUAUUGCACGAGUGCAACUCAAAAUACAUCGUCAGCUUCUACGGAGCUUACUUGAGCGAACCGCACAUAUGCAUGUGCAUGGAAUUUAUGGACAAGACGUGAGCAUAUGGGCAAGCUAUCCAAUUGCAGCGCCACGGCGCUUGGCUCACACGCUGCAUACAUUGGCCACCAAUACAGCUCGCUGGACAACAUAUACAAGAAGUGGGGUCCUGUGCCGGUGGAUGUGCUCGGGAAGGUGAUUGUGGUAGUCGUUCAUGGCCUCACGUAUCUUUACGACGUGCACCGCAUCAUUCACAGGGGUGAGUCUGGCCACAGAGGCGUGGAGAUUGUGCGUGGAUGCUGACGCUGAGCAUCUUCUGUAGAUGUCAAGCCCUCCAACAUUCUCGUCAAUGGCCAAGGUCAAAUCAAGAUUUGCGAUUUUGGUGUCUCUGGCGAGCUGAUCAAUUCGAUUGCGGACACAUUCGUAGGCACGAGCACGUACAUGAGCGUGAGUGGCUGUGGGCAAUUUUAACUGGGGAAAGGAUUCCGAAGGCUGACCAUGUGUGGUCCAUAGCCGGAACGAAUUCAAGGUGAUCAGUACAGCGUCAAAUCCGACGUCUGGUCUCUCGGGAUCUCGGUCAUCGAGCUGGCACUAGGCAGAUUUCCCUUCGCAAAUCCUGCCGAAGACUCGGAUGACGAGAUUCCGGAGGAAUUGCGGGGGACGUUGUCUCCUACGAAGCCGGACGGAUUGUCUCAAGCAGCAUCGAGACCCAAAAGGACAGACGGAGGAGCGAGGGCAGGCGUGUCACUGGAGGGAUCGGGUGCGCAGAUGUCCAUCCUGGACCUGCUGCAGCACAUUGUCAACGAACCUCCGCCGCGUUUGCCGGAGGAUUCGAAAUUUCCAAAGGCCAUGCAUGAAUGCAUCGAUCUGUGCUUGAUCAAGGACCCGUCGGCAAGACCCUCCCCAAAAGAUCUGACGGUUCAUCCAUACGUCAAGGAGAGCGAGGAGACAAAGGUGGACCUGAAGGCAUGGGUAGACACGCUCGUGUAG
Molecule: messenger RNA, 1743 nt
Organism: Ceraceosorus bombacis
Lineage: Eukaryota; Fungi; Basidiomycota; Exobasidiomycetes; Ceraceosorales; Ceraceosoraceae
Source: the annotation of a GenBank genome assembly